AAGCCUCUGCGCUCCUCUCAUAUGCACAUGCGCAGUAGGUCGUUCCACUCUGGACAGCUGUAGGAGAAAAUGGCAGCACACAUGCUAGGACAGCAGGUCCGCCAGUUCAGCACGUCUGUCAUCAGACCUGUCUCAAAAUUGGUCAAGCCUCCCAUCCAGGUGUACGGAGUGGAGGGUCGCUAUGCCACUGCUCUGUUCUCAGCUGCCAGCAAGCAGAACAAGCUGGACCAAGUGGAGAAGGAGUUGGGAAACGUUUCUGUAAUGAUCAAGGACCCCAAAAUGUCUGGCAUCCUGUUGAAUCCUCACGUGAAGCGCAGCAUCAAGCAGAAGGCCUUCACCGAUGCUCUUACAAAGGCUAAGGCUUCAGCCAUCACCAUCAACCUCAUCAACGUUUUGGCUGACAAUGGUCGUCUCUCUCUAACUCCCGAUGUGAUCACUGCUUUUGGGAAGAUGAUGAGCGCCCACCGUGGAGAGGUGCUCUGCUCUGUCACUACUGCUCAGCCUCUGGAUGAAGCAAAUCUUUCUGACCUGAAAGUGGCUCUGAAGGGCUUUCUUCAGAAAGGUGAAACUAUCCAGCUGGAAACAAAGACCGAUCCUGCAAUCCUGGGAGGCAUGAUUGUCAGUAUUGGUGACAAGUAUGUGGACAUGUCCACCAAAACAAAGAUCCAGAAGCUGACCAAGCUCAUCAGGGAGUCUUAACUCCUGCGGACUGAAUUUGCAGAGACCACCAUUGGGGGAGAGAACGUUGAUACAUGUACAUUGCUACCUGCUCUAGCACUGCAGUUGCUCCAUAAAUCCAGUGUCUGAUUUAUGUGUCAGAUGUUAAUAAAACUACAAAAUGGG
Messenger RNA from Salarias fasciatus (jewelled blenny), 843 nucleotides. It is a transcript of the gene atp5po, whose product is annotated as ATP synthase peripheral stalk subunit OSCP. Lineage: Eukaryota; Metazoa; Chordata; Actinopteri; Blenniiformes; Blenniidae. The transcript has 7 exons. Gene Ontology annotation, molecular function: proton-transporting ATP synthase activity, rotational mechanism. Gene Ontology annotation, biological process: proton motive force-driven ATP synthesis. The record is from RefSeq and is a predicted model, not a curated record. The coding region runs from base 70 to 699 and encodes 209 amino acids.